Messenger RNA from Zasmidium cellare ATCC 36951, 684 nucleotides. RefSeq lists its product as uncharacterized. NCBI's taxonomy places the organism in Eukaryota, Fungi, Ascomycota, Dothideomycetes, Mycosphaerellales, Mycosphaerellaceae. The transcript has a single exon. The record is from RefSeq and is a predicted model, not a curated record. The coding region runs from base 1 to 684 and encodes 227 amino acids.
AUGUCAGAACAACAACAAUCCCUCAACCAACUCCUCCAAUGGAGCAUCGAAAACAGCGACUCCACCCGCAACAACAAUGCCACCACCACCACCACCACCGACGCACCCACCCAACAACGCGACCCCUCCCGGGGCCUCAACUCCCAAAUGCUCGCCGAACUCCUCGGCGGCCCCUCCGACGCCGACCGCAUGCGCGAAGCCAUGAGCGCCAUCGUAGCCCCCCUCUCCCAAAUCUCCCUCGCGAACAAACUCAUCGCCUGGGACAACCUCGAACAACUAAUCGAACAAAUCGACAACGCCAACAACAUGGACAGCAUGGGUCUCUGGCCGCCGCUCCUCCAACAACUCGAGCACUCCGAACCCGAAAUGCGCAAGAACGCCGCGGCGUGCUGCUCGACCGCCGUGCAGAAUAACGUCAAGAGUCAGGAGGUGUUGCUUGGGAGUGGUGGCGUGCCGAGACUUGCGCGGUUGGCGACGGAGGAUGAGGAUGCGGGGGUUAGGAAGAAGGCGAUUGGGGCGUUGAGUAGUGAGGUGAGGAAUUUUCAGCCGGGGAUGGAUGAGUUGGAGAGGAGUUUGCCUGAGGGCGUGUGGGGCGGGAAGAGGAGGGGGGUGGAUGCGGCGGAUAUGGAGGCUUGUGAUGGGUUGAUGCGGGCGUUGAGGGAGUUCUCGGCGGCGAGGGGGUGA